Molecule: messenger RNA, 544 nt
Organism: Ochlerotatus camptorhynchus
Lineage: Eukaryota; Metazoa; Arthropoda; Insecta; Diptera; Culicidae
Product: defensin-A-like
Exons: 2
Coding region: 27-338 (103 amino acids)
Biological process (GO): humoral immune response; defense response to bacterium
Source: RefSeq, a predicted model, not a curated record
UUUCAAAAGACUACCACAGUAUAACCAUGCAGUCUCUCAGCGUAAUUUGUAGCGUCGCCAUUUGUGUCGUGGCUCUCGCCACCACCGGUGGCCAAGCGUAUCCUCAAGGAUUGCAACUGGCCGACGAGCAGGUUCGCUCGUAUGCCAAUACUCUAUUUGAUGAACUUCCGGAAGAGUCCUACCAAGCUGCCGGGGCAAACCUCCGACUGAAACGUGCCACCUGUGAUCUGCUGAGCGGAUUCGGUGUUCAGGACAGUGCCUGUGCCGCUCACUGUAUUGCCCGUGGCAACCGUGGAGGCUACUGCAGCUCGAAGAAGGUUUGCAUUUGCAGAAAGUAAACGCUCUUUUCCGGAUUUUCGUGACCAUUGUUUUGGAUUCCUUCUCAAUAAUAUGUUCCUACUAAAAUUAGAUAUAAAGUCAACUCUUCACAACUCGAUAUUGAGUCAUAGAACCAUAGUAAAAAUUAAUUUCAUGGUUACUGUGAUGGUGAUUUCCUGUUGGAAUGCUGCUCUAUAACUCGAUUGUCCCUUCAAUAUCUAGUGGU